AUGAACCAUGCAGCUGUGAUAAAAGUAUCACAUGCGUGGAAUAGUUACAAGCAUAGUUUCUCAAAAAAAAGAUUUUUCUCAAACAACUUUGAAUAUUGCUCGCCUAAUGUAAUUUCGAGAUAUGAAAAUAGACCGAUCGUCGAGGAAAAUGUCGAAAAAAAUGCCAAAAAAUAUGCCGAACAAAAUAUCGAAAAAUAUGGGCAAGUAAAUUGGCAAAAAAAUGAGGGAAGAAACAAAAACGCGCGUACUUCUAAUACAAUCCCUGACAGCAACGAUGAUUUCUUCGAACGUGUGAAAAAAACUUUCAGGGAGAACAAAAAAGAUUUGAGUUUAUGGAAUAGUUAUUGUAGAGAAACUAUGUACAGAAUACAUGAAAAGAACAUUCACCCAAAAAUUAUUACAAGUGUAUUUACUUUUUUGUCAUACACGGAAUAUAGAAAUGAUAGAAUUAUAAACGAAAUAUUAAAUCGUUGUAUUCUUCGAUUAAAGGAAUUUGACUUGAUUCAUGUAUGUUCAUUGGUUAACUCACUAGGUAAAAUGAAUUUUAGAAACAUUUAUUUUCUGGACGAAAUAAAAAAAAAAAUAAUAAAUGAACAAGAAAACUAUUUUGACGAAAUAUAUGCACCUCAUUAUGUUUCUCUAUUAAUAAACAGUUUGCGUAAAUUAAAAUAUUGUGAUAAUAUUAACAGGUAUGAUAAGGAUAAAUUUUUUUUAUAUUUUUUGGUGGAAAAGAUACAUAUGAGAAAAGUUUCUGACUAUAGCUUGGUAGGAUUGAGUUUAUUACUAUAUAACAUUUCUGUGUUAAAAUUAAACAAGUUUUAUAAUUUAUUUUUUUUAUUUGAACAGCAUAUAAUUACAAAGGCAAAAAAUGACUUUAACAUAAUACAACUUGUAAACGUUUUAAGUGCUUAUAGUAAGACCUCCUUUUUGAAAUUUUCCUUUUUAGAGGGCCUCCUACAUUCCAUUAUAUAUGAAAGAAAAUUUAGUGGCUGCUCCCUGCAUCAUUUGGUACGCCUUCUGCAUAUUUCGCUCUCCUUUGCCUGUGGGGGGCAGAGCGAAAAUUUAUUUCACGAAGGUAUCCGUAAUAGUGGUGUAAGCAGUGGUAGUGGUAUAAGCAGUGGUAGUGGUAUAAGCAGUGGUAGUGGUAUAAGCAGUGGUAGUGGUGUAAGCAGUGGUAGUGGUGAUAUCGAUGGCCUGAGCCGGUUGGGUGAAACAUACGUGCAGCCGCUGUUUAGACAAAUUUGCAAAAAUAUGAACAGGUGUAAGAAGAAGGAUCUCGUUUUAUUAUGCUCGACUUUAUGCGCCUAUAACUGUAAAGUGUUCAUAAAAAGAAUGAAGAAGACCCCUUCUCCUAUUUUAGACAAUCCUGUUUUUAUACCCAUACAUAGAGUAAGCGAGUUAUUUGAAAACAUUACGUUAAAUGUGAAGAAAUAUAUAAACUGUUACAACCAUAUAGAGCUGUCUAUCAUAUUUUAUUGCUAUUCAAUUUACCAAAUUAAUGACACAAUUCUGUAUGACUAUAUUAAAUUAAGAAGCUUAAGAAUAUUCUCCUCAUUUGAUGAAAAAACUUUUGCCUAUCUUUUUAAAGCUUUUAAAAAUAUGCACAUAACAGAUGAUGUGUUCGAAGAAUCCUGCUUAAGUAAGCUUUUACAAAUAAAUGAAUUCAGUUCCAUCAAACAUUUUUGUAUUGCCCUGUCGGCAUAUACAUCUGUAAAAAGGGAUCGGCAGAAAGUUCAAAUUGAGGAACAGUUCUUCAAAAAUGCCGAAAAGUUAUUUUCGACAUCUUGCACUGAGGGGGAGGAAGUAAAAGAAAUGGAUGGAGUAGAAGAAAUGGAAAAAGAGGAAGAAAUGGCAAACGUGGGGGAAGACCUCGUUGGAGCCCUCCCCAGAGUCAGUGAAAGGAAUAGCCCCGCUGCGUGCACAGUAGAAGGGAACAUGUUUUGUUAUGGUAACUUCAGUAUAUAUAUGAAGAAAAGGAACGAGGAAGACUUGUCCAUGGUUGAGAUGGAGAAAAGCAUAGGAAUAAUAAAAAAAAAAAGAAAAUAUAUAAAAAAUAAAAAAAAAAAUAAAAGCAAAGUUAAUCAGUCAAAUGAAAUAAGUGGUAACAAAAUAAGCCUCAUAUUUUUUCUUUUUUCCAAAUUAAAUUAUUUACACACAUCCAAGAUAGUGAAAUUGUUAAUGUGUACUUAUAGAGAAAACAAAUAUUCCUUAAGCAUCGAAAAUUGUAUAAGCAUCUUACGUUCAGUAUCCACCCUAUCUGCAAAUUUACAAAUUGAGGAAGGGAAAAAAUACUGGAGAAACUACUAUGAGUUUGUUAACAUGUUGGCUAGUAAAAUUAUGAACAGUGCUGACUUGUUCAGAAAUAAAUAUUUACUUAUAAAUUUUUUAAGUGCAUGUGGGAAAAUUUUUCAUUCUUCUAUUAAUUGCAUCCAAAUUGAUGAAAAGAAAACUUUUUAUUUUAAAACUGUGUUGAAUAAGUUAUUACCGUUUAUGCAUCCGUACGUUUGUGAAAUGACCACGGCUGAUAUUGCAAUAUUGAUGCAGAGUCUAAACAAAGAAAAUUAUUCGAAAGAAGCGCUGAGCCUAAUUUUAGGGGAUGCCUACACAUUGUUUUGGAGGCAUUUAAUCAAAAGGGGUAAAACGCUUAUGCAAUGUUGGCACACUGCGGAUAAAUCGGAUCGGGAGGACAUAACUGAUGGAGUGGACCAAGUACAAAUGCACAAUGAGAAAAACUUGAUAAUCAUUAUGAACAAUUUAGCAAAGCUUGAAGUUCAGGACGAAGAGUUCUUUCAUUUAAUCGUUAAUAACUGCAUUCUGCAAUUCUUUUGUCUAUCGUCUAUGCAACUGUUAUGUCAAGGUAUACACUAUAUAUGUGUGUAUAUUUUCUGUAAAGAGCACAUAGUUACAAUUAGGAAAAUACGUUUAUUAAGUUUUUUAUUGAACAAAUUAUACAAGUUGCUUAUCAACGAGGGUAUACUUCUUUAUCACUGUAGCAGUGACCAAGUCGUUCUUUCAUAUGAAUGUAUAAACAAAUUUAUAUUGCAGGAUGCUUUAUUCGAUAAAUAUGUUAGCUUAAUGCAUGAAGUUAUAAUAAUAAUAUUAUUUCAUAUAUGUAAUUUAAGUUGUACUAUGAACCAUAAAGUGGGGGAAUCAUAUUAUUGGAUCAACAAUUUUAACAGUGGUAAAACUUUGCACUUGUUAUGUAAUCUCCCCUUACUGCGUUCAUAUUUGGCUAUCCUUACAAUCAUAGAAUAUAUUAGGGAAAGAAACCCACAUAAUAAUAAUGGCAAUAAUAAUAUAUGUAACAAUAUGAAUAGCAAAGGAGAACUUAAAAAUGUAGUUAAUCAAAUAGUUCAAACUACUCAACGGAUGAAUGUAAACACCCAGUAUGUAUCUCACACCUCGUUUGACGUCCUAGCAUUACGCACUGAACAUUUGGAAAAAUACUUCUAG
This is a messenger RNA of Plasmodium malariae, 3453 nucleotides long. Its product is annotated as conserved Plasmodium protein, unknown function. The record is from RefSeq and is a predicted model, not a curated record. Bases 1 to 3453 code for a protein of 1150 amino acids. NCBI's taxonomy places the organism in Eukaryota, Apicomplexa, Aconoidasida, Haemosporida, Plasmodiidae. The transcript has a single exon.